Leptinotarsa decemlineata (Colorado potato beetle) is the source of this 1441-nucleotide messenger RNA. RefSeq names its product core-binding factor subunit big brother. Gene Ontology annotation, molecular function: sequence-specific DNA binding; transcription coactivator activity. The record is from RefSeq and is a predicted model, not a curated record. Lineage: Eukaryota; Metazoa; Arthropoda; Insecta; Coleoptera; Chrysomelidae. Gene Ontology annotation, biological process: regulation of transcription by RNA polymerase II. Gene Ontology annotation, cellular component: core-binding factor complex; nucleus.
AAAUUGAUAGUGAGUGAGGGAGUUGGUUGUAGUCCUAUCGUCUGCUUUUACGUAUUGGCGAACGAGUUUUUAGUGAAUAAAAUGCAUUCCAUGAACGAACACGCAUCUGUUUUAUCCGGGAUGAUGUCUUUCGAAUCUAUCAGUUUGUACGAGCAACCCAAACCUAGGUUUAUCUUCAAAAUGCCCCGUGUUGUGCCAGAUCAGAAGGCAAAAUUCGAAUCUGAUGAGUUGUUCAGGAGGCUCAGCAGGGAGAGUGAGGUCCGCUACACGGGUUAUAGAGAUCGACCUCAGGAGGAACGAUCAAUUCGUUUUCAGAACGGAUGUCGAGAAGGGCACACAGAAAUUGCUUUCGCCGCCACUGGAACCAACCUUCAAUUAGUUUUCGCACCACCAACGACAGGAUAUAUGGCCGAUAAGGAGUGUGACUUUGAUAAGGAACCGGGAAAGGUCCACAUCAAAUCUAAUUUCAUAAUGAACGGCGUCUGCGUCCGAUGGCGCGGUUGGAUAGACGUCGAGCGUCUCGACGGCGUCGGUUGCCUGGAGUUUAGCGAAGAGAGAGCGGCUCAGGAAGACGCCCUGUUGAGAGAACAAAUAGAGAGAUACAACCAAAGGCUCAGAGAAUACGAGGAGAAGCAGAGGGGGUACAGACAGGAGAGGCCCGAACAAGAUCUAGAGGUACGUGGGGGGAUGCACCAGAGACAGUUCAUGAAGUUGUUUUAGUCGUUUUUGUUGUUCGUUAUUGAAGUUUGUGUAGGAGAACUGACUGACGCGGAUUGAAAGUAAUUGAAAAUGUGUGGAAUGGAUUUAUAAUCAGGCAGAGAAAAAUUAUUUAGUUUACUUGAACGAUUUCGGUCUAAUCAUCUUAAAAAUUGUGUGUUUGUGUCUGAUUUUCUAUUAGAUCCUACACAAUUGUUUUGAAGUUAUUCCAAUCUAAAAUAUGUUCCCGUUCACAUAUACUCGUAUACAGUGUGUGUUACAUCGAACUUCCAGUAAAUAUUAAGUUGAAGGAGUAAUGGAGUUUUAGAGAUCAAUUCAUUUAGAUUUUUUUAAUUAUCUACCAAUAUUUAGGCUACCGAGUAGGUAGCACAUUGAAUUUUUUUAGGAAAAGUAUUUAUUGUUUUUUAUACUCAGAUUUCGUUAGAAAAUUCCAGUGUACACCGAUCGGUUCAGAAGUAAUGCCAAAAUAAUAAAAAGCUGAUCUAUUAUUUUCAGUAAAAACUCAGUUGAAGAAUCUGGUUUGUUAUGAGGAUAUUUCAAAAUAACAAUUCUACCAAAAUAUUGAUACGGUUUAAAGAAAAGUCUCGAAAACCUUUUUUAUAAAUCUUAAGUUGACCAACCACGCUGAAAUUGUGAAAAAGAGAGUAAUUCCAGUUUGUUUAGAAAAAUCCAUCUACAUGAGGUUGAAAUUGUUAUUCAACCUGGUAUUAAAAAAAAAGAGUUC